Molecule: messenger RNA, 1749 nt
Organism: Lucilia cuprina (Australian sheep blowfly)
Lineage: Eukaryota; Metazoa; Arthropoda; Insecta; Diptera; Calliphoridae
Product: phospholipase B1, membrane-associated
Exons: 1
Coding region: 181-1488 (435 amino acids)
Biological process (GO): phospholipid metabolic process
Molecular function (GO): glycerophospholipase activity
Source: RefSeq, a predicted model, not a curated record
GUCAGUUGCUUAUAAAACGUUAGAAAGUUUAAAACAAAAGUUUCUGGUUAACGGAAAGGAAAUAGGAGUGUUUUUAAUAACGGAUUUGUUAAAGACUUAAAGGCGGUUUUUAAAUCGUUAAGUUUGAUAAGCAGGAACUUAAGGGAGUAAAAUUUUGAUAAAAUCUGAAAAUUUACCGAAAUGUUGACUGCAAGAUUAUUUGUCUUGGUUGCUCUAACAUCAACUGCAAUCGCCCAAGAAACCAAGGCCACAAAAUAUUUUCUGGAAAAAACCAACAUUCAAAUUAAACCAUUUUCCUUACAAAAUGCCCGAAAUGGAAAAUUGCACACAUCUAACUUGGAACAAUUUCGUGACUUAUAUGCCAAUACAAAAUAUCUCUUAACCCAACAAUAUUAUCGUGACUACAAAACCAACUAUAAAUAUAUUGUUGAUGAAGGAAAGGUGCAGCCAAAAAUAGGCACAGAUGUUCCAUUUCCCUGCGGCACAAAUAAUAGUCGUUCCUUAGAACCUCCCACUAGUGUUCACCGUUUAAGACCAGGUGAUAUUGAUAUUAUCGGAGCCUUGGGAGAUUCUAUAACUGCCGGUACAGCAAUGAUGUCGAAAACUUUACUUCAACUAUUUAUAGAAUUUCGUGGGCAAACCGUACUAGGAGGUGGUUUAAAAGAUUGGCGUACUUUUCUUACUUUACCCAAUAUCUUAAAAGUUUUCAAUCCCAAUCUAUAUGGUUAUUCUGUGGCCAAUACUUUGGGCAAAUUUCGUGAAGCUCGUUUUAAUCCUGCCGAACCAUUUGCCAUUACACAGGAUAUGCCCCAUAUGGCGGAAGUUUUAGUUAAACGUAUGCAAACCGAUCCCAAGGUUGAUAUGUUGAGACACUGGAAAAUGAUUUCCAUAUUUAUAGGAGCCAACGAUAUCUGCAAUGAUAUGUGUUCCUAUGACAAAAUAGAAGAUUUUUUUGAAAAUCAUCGCCGUGAUUUACAUCGAACCUUAACUAUACUUAAAGAAAAUAUACCACGUUUAAUAGUAAAUGUUAUAUCCAUACCGGAUAUCGACACUACCAUACGCCUUAUGAAAGGUAUUCCAGCACAAUGUGUAACUCUACAUAAGGCCAGUUGUCGUUGUGUUAUCAGUGAUUCCUUAAACUCAAAACAACUUAAGGAAAUACGUCAUAAUAUAAAACGUUUUCAAGAAAUUGAUGCAGAAGUUACUUCUCUGCCAGAAUUUCAAUUGGAAGACUUUGCUGCUGUUCCUCGUGCUCUGGCAGUAAAUAAGACUUUGAGAACACUUAAAGAUGGACGCACUGAUUUGAGAUUUUUUGCCAUUGAUUGUUUUCAUUUUAGUCAAUACGGCAAUGCUGCCUUUACGAAUAUGUUAUGGAAUGAUAUGUUGCAAGUUAAGUCAGAACCAUAUUCUACUCUUUUGAGACCAUUCGAAAUCUUUAACUGUCCCAGUGAGGAACUACCUUAUAUAUCUACUUUAGCAAAUACUUAGUUAUUAAGCGUAAAUAAAUUAUAGAAAUAAAUAUAAAAAUUAUAUGUAAAUUGAUAGUUGUUUAGAAAUAGUAAUUAUAAUUAAACUGUAUGCAAAUUAAAUCUAAUAAAACUUUUAAUUCAAUAACAAUUAACAUUUCAAUAACAAUAAUCAGACUUUAAGCUUAAUAAACAUAACGGAAACCGAACAGAACAACAAAACUAACACCGUUUUAGAUCUAAACUAAAAGAGAAAUCGAAGAAAUAAAGAACAGAACUAAAA